Megalops cyprinoides (Indo-Pacific tarpon) is the source of this 5836-nucleotide messenger RNA. It is a transcript of the gene flvcr2a, whose product is annotated as FLVCR heme transporter 2a. The transcript has 10 exons. Lineage: Eukaryota; Metazoa; Chordata; Actinopteri; Elopiformes; Megalopidae. The record is from RefSeq and is a predicted model, not a curated record. Gene Ontology annotation, biological process: heme export; transmembrane transport. Gene Ontology annotation, cellular component: membrane. The coding region runs from base 376 to 1830 and encodes 484 amino acids. Gene Ontology annotation, molecular function: heme binding; heme transmembrane transporter activity.
UAAGUAGCUUGCUUGCCAGUUAGCUGCCUAUUAUAGCCACAAUUUAUUUCUCAGGAAUUAACUGGAUAACCUCAAGAACGCAAAGAAGCGAUGUGUUAUACUUAGCCAGCUGUAAAUUUUCACGAAGGAAAAGUUGGCUACCAUUUAUCGGAAUAAAACUACUUUCUCUGAGAGCUUCAUCAAACCUAAGUUUUAAAUGGGAUAAGAUAUAUUUUCAAAUGUUAGGCAAAGUGAGCAGGUGUUUGAUUAGCUUAGUUGCUGUCAGCAUUAACUUUAUACGCUUAACUUUAUAGUCACAGAUAUAGGCCAUACCAUUAAUCGAUAUCACAUUUUUAUUAUUUUCCCUGUAUGCUGUCAGCACCAUAUUAAGCACACAUGUCGGCCGACAUCGUUAACAAUAUGAGCGAAAAAUCGCCUGACGUAACUGAGCUAAAGAAAGUCGCAAAUGGUGACAAGGACGCUGAGGUCCUACCACGUUUGUACAAGAGGCGAUGGGUGAUAGUAUUCCUGUUCAGCUCGUAUUCAUUGUGCAACGCAUUUCAGUGGAUCCAGUAUGGAAUUAUCAACAAUCUUUUUAUGAAGUUUUACAAUGUGGACUCUUUUGCAAUAGACUGGAUGUCUAUGAUCUACAUGCUGACAUACAUCCCCUUUAUUUUUCCCGUUACCUGGCUUUUGGACAAGAAGGGACUCCGGGUCAUAGCACUUGUGGCAACUGCCACAAAUUGCUUGGGAACUUGGAUCAAGGUGGCCAGUGUCAGACCCGAACUGUUUGCAGUGACGAUGCUCGGACAGUUCGCUUCCUCCUUCGCCCAGGUCUUCAUCCUUGGAAUGCCAUCCCAUAUCGCUUCAGUAUGGUUCGGUCCGGAAGAGGUCUCAACAGCCUGCUCGAUUGGAGUAUUUGGUAACCAGCUGGGCAUUGCCAUUGGGUUCCUGGUGCCACCAAUGCUGGUGCCGAACGUGGAUGACCUGGACGAGCUGGCCCGCCACAUUAGCGUCAUGUUCUACAUCACAGCAGGAGUGGCCACCCUGCUGUUUGUCCUGGUGGUCAUCGUCUUCCAGGAGAGGCCGGAUAUCCCCCCCUCCCAGGCGCAGGCUGUGGCCCGCAGCAUCCCUCCAGAGCAGUACUCCUACACCGCCUCCAUCCUGAGGCUGCUGCGCAACAGGCCCUUCAUCCUCCUCAUCAUCAGCUACGGGCUGAAUGUGGGCUGCUUCUACGCCGUCUCCACGCUGCUGAACCGGAUGAUCAUCGAGCACUACCCUGGUGAAGAGGUGAAUGCUGGGAGGAUUGGUCUCACGAUUGUCAUCGCCGGCAUGGUGGGUUCUCUCAUCUGUGGCAUCUGGCUGGACAAGACCAAAACCUACAAGCAGACCACGCUGGCUGUCUACCUCCUGUCCUUCGUGGGGAUGCUGGUCUACGCCUUCACCCUCAAUCUGGGCCGCCUGUGGGUGGUCUUCAUCACCGCUGGGGCACUUGGCUUCUUCAUGACUGGAUACCUGCCGCUGGGUUUUGAGUUUGCGGUGGAGCUGACGUACCCAGAGUCGGAGGGCACCUCUUCGGGCCUUCUCAACUGCUCCGCGCAGGUAUUUGGGAUCAUAUUCACCAUCUGCCAGGGAAAGAUCAUCGACCACCUCGGCACUCUGGCGGGGAACAUCUUCCUCUGCGUCUUCCUCUUCAUCGGGACCAUCAUGACAGCUUUAAUCAGGUCUGACCUCCGGAGGCAGAGGGCUAACCAGCAGGUUGCGGAUGAAGCCGGGGGCCCCCAGUCACCAGUGCAGGACUAUGGGGCCACAGCCCAAACAACCCCCUACAGCAGCAGUCCUGACUACUAACCCCAACCCCCACUAAACCCCAAACAGACGCACAAAGGUAGGGGGACCUGUGUAAGCCACACUCGCCUCUGUGUGGGUUUAUAUCUGGAAAGGGCACGACCACAGACCAUUCGAAUCACGGUUGUUACAGAGCCGCCAGAUGUAGUGUUCCAGCUGCAAUGUUUUGAGGUCGCUGUGAUAUUGGAGAAAUGCUGUGUGAUCAUUGGGUGUUGGCUGGAGUAUGAAGAGGUUCAUGUUUUGGUUUAUUUAUUUUCUGGUCAACAUAUGUGAUGAAUUUUUGGUUUUGCUACCAUCAUUAGCAAUCAGAUUGAAUGAAAAGCAUUGUACCAAUUUUAGUCUGUUGGCCAAAUACCAAAUGACCAAAUACUUAAAUGUAGCCUUAGUUCAUGUUCCCAGAGGAACAUUUUGCCAUUUCCACCCAUCAGUGUAUUAAGGGUUAACAUUUAGGGAUAAUGGACAAACUUUGUGCUACAAAUGUGCAAUAGCAUGUAUCAUUUAUAUAUACUCCUUUGCUGUUAUGUUGGUAAUGCCUUCAUCAUAAUUUGUUGUACCCAGCAAGCUGAAGCACAUGUUGGUCCACAGGUUACGUCUGAGUCUCACGAUACACCAGUUUUACUUCACAAUCUCUUUAGCUCAAGGUUUCUUUCCCCACAUAGUAUCUAGUAAGCUUUUUUUGUCUGUCUUCUAUGGACCUUCCUGUCCAUAGCCAGUGCUGAGGAAUUGGCCUUGCACUGGCCUGCUUAUUAGAGCAGAGAGAGGGUUAAUGUCAGUGACCCCUCAUCAAACUGAGUGGCUGGGGGGGGGGGGGGGGGUUAGGCCAAAGCGGAUUACUGGGAUUGCUGAAGACCAGGCUGAUAGAAGGUCUGGACGAGGCUUAUGAGAAAGUCGGGACCUGGGGGAGGGCUCACGUGAGGGGGAUGGUUGCCUGUGCCAUCAAAGCCAAUGCGAGACAAGUCAUUUGCAUCCCCUGCCCACGGUUUCUUAUUAUUAUAGCUAUAACUGUAAUACUACAAAACCAAAACUGGAGACAGGAGGUGGGGGUGAUCUUUCAGUAGGGGUUGGGCUAAGGAGAGGGGAGCUGUGACCUGUCAUCUCCAAAUGCUGAGGACCUCUGAACUGCAAAGGUGGGAGUCUGAUGCUUUAUGAACAUUGCAUACCCCAGGGCUGUUGAAGUUUCAAGUAUGCCAAUGUUGCAUGAAUACAACGCAUAUUACUCUACUGUCAAUUAUACUUCUGCAGGAAGUGCUGGUUAUGAGUGGUGUUUAAUUAUGCGGUCAGUAAAACAGGGUGUCUGUUCAGUUUUUUGCUUGCUGUAAAGGAGUACUGUGUUCAUUGUUCUUUUAUUUUGUGGAUGUGUGUGUGUGUGUUUUCGAGGGGGGUGGGUGUUAUUCAGUGGGCUCUGGAUCACUGUACUGUAACUCAAAACCUGCAGAUGUAAUGAGUCACUGUUGAGCCAAGCUCUAAAGCACGUUCACCAUAAAUUAUAGUGGGUGUUUUAGAGAUUUACUUCUCUUUGCUUUUAACAUAUCAUCUACUGGUGUGGCUGCGUUUCGAAUAUAUCCAGAGUGAUUCAUUUUAAGAUUCUCUUGUUCAAGAUAAUAGGCUAGAUGGGAAUGUGUGUUCACUUUGUGGGUUAAAAACCCCACAGAAAUAUUGCUGGCCCUUUCCCUGAACGCAGAUGUUGAAGGAUUAUGGAGAGCAUGUUUCAGCUUUUUGUCAUUAGCUCAGAAGUUGUUUUAGCCACAUCAGUUGGCCUUGCGCUGUUCUGAGACCCCGCAGUGAUUUUAAUCAUGUAUUCUCUGAUUGACAGAAGGUGGCGGAUCACCUGGAGGACGGCGUCCCCUCGUCCGCGAUACUGAACGAGGCCAAGCUUUAAGGGGGGAUGGUCUGCAGGAUGGAUGUGCAGACGCAUGGUCACCCCUUCCCUCGUACAGACAGACGCAGGUUACUUAGACUCACUUCCCAUUGACCUCCAUAGCUGUGUGUGUGCUGCUCUGGUGUGGCCCUGAAUGGUGCCUUGCAAUUCAGCUAACUGAGCCUCACACACCGCUUGAGUGCUGCUGACCCUGGAACAUCUACAUCUGAACCUUUUAGGCAGAAACUACUUCAGCUUGACCUGACUUGUCUUGAGCCCAGUCCAAAAUCUAUCUGUGGCUGGCCAGCAUGCUGUGGCCAGCAAAUUGCUACACUGACGCCUGUCUCGGCUCUGGUAUGGCUAACCUACGGCUACGGCAACCCGGUUAAAAUGCAGCUUUAUUCGCAGAAAGCCAUGUGUGUCCAGACAUCCACGCACACCCCACUUUACGCUGACCUACGUUCACACAACCAGUAACCUUGCGGGCAGAUAAAUGUACAUAAGCACACACACGCACACACACACGCCCGCCUACACGCAGACGCUCAGGCACGCAGACGCCUCUCUCCAAAGACAGGUGCUUCCCUUUCACGGUGUGGAAGAGUGGGAGUUUUAAGCACAAGAAGUCAGGGUCUGGAAGGGCAGUUCGUAUAUACAGUGCUUGAAUGCUACGCUGUUGUCAGGGAGAAGACUGGCCCCCGGUGCUGCGAGGGCGGGCAGGAGGGACAGAGUGGCUAUGCAGUACGGAGGGCCGAUUCCGGAGCCUGUCCACUUGCAUCGGGCCAGGCGCCUGACCUCACCUCAAGCACAUCCGCCCACCGAGGGCAGCCUACUGUGGCUACAGUGUUUUACAUGUCUCCCCCCCAUUUAAAAAAAGGCUUUGGAAUGAUGAUAAUAGUUCUUGUCCUUGCAGGUGUUUUUGGUUAAUGGAUUUCACAUGUUAUGGUAAAUCCCACCACCAACACUAACCAUCAGUAUUGGGCAAUAAUGGUAGUUGAUUCAUUAUGCAUCGCUAAAGGAGAAGUAUUAAAAAUGCGCUUGCAUAUUUUAGUUUAUUUUUUAUACCAACACAAAGUAAAUGUAAAUGUCUUUCGAUUACUGAGAGCAUUUCCUGCUGCGUUUUGAUGAAAUUAGAGCGUAGAUAGUGGUGGUAUAACACAGUGGUAUAACACUUUCCCUCUGUGGUAGUAUAAACACAGAUAACAGUCCAGUCCAAAGAAGUUGUUAAAUUAGGCUUGGGUGUGGUUACAAAUGGACUUUUGGUUCUCAUCUACCAUAUAGGAUAAAUAGAUAAAUUGUGCUUUUUACUACAUUCUCAAACAAGUCGAUAUUGGAAUACUGUGGUAUUUUGCUCCAAUAGUAAGUCUUUGUACUGUCUGGCCUGAGCCUCUAAGUGUUAGUUACUGACUGUGAACACAAUAUCAUUGGCACAGGGAAAACCAAGAAGGUUAUAACAAGUCACUAACAUUUGGUGCCAUUUGACAUACAGGGGUACCGCUCGGAGUUCUGAGUCAACCCUCUGUAUCUUUUUUCACUAAGACUUGGUUAAUGUCAACCAGAGACCAAUGCACCAUAAUUAUUUGUGAUCAGCUAUCAGCUGCUUGUGAACUACCAUUGAAAUAUAAGAUGUACUUGUACAACUCAGUUUGUACCGAGGGGAGGUUGAAUUUGGCUUCAUUUCAGUGAGUUCUACUUCAGUCUGUUUCUGGUUCUGGUAUGGAUUCAGCGUUAUCUCAAAUAUGUAUUUUACCAUUUGUACACGUACGAUUCUCUCUCUACUACUUGUUACUGAUGACAAACUCUUUUGGUGUAAUGUGAAAAUAAUUGUUCACUCUAAAGUAAAUUAUUUUACCUGAUAAUUUUUAUGGAUGUUUUGUGUUCUGAAGCGGUUCAGUGAUUUUUUAUAACUGUUGUGUAAUCUUACAUGUACCAUUGUCGAGUAUUGUAUUGCUAAUCAUACACUUUUUAUAGGAUCAUUUUCUAUACAACUAAAAGUGGUCUGCGAUGCAUGCACUCAUUAAUAGUGCCUAGCACUAUUUAAUAUCAAAGAAUAAUUAUAGUUUUGUAAAACUGUUAAAUCAAGUUCAUACGUUGUUUGCAGGUGUGAACUGCUAUGUAACUCCUACUUAACUGAAAUAAACAUCAUUUUUC